AUGGCAGCGCAUUGCCCACGAGCACUCGCUCGCUUUGUGCGUCAGUUGCAUAGGACUGGUGCCCUACAAUGUCGUUCCCCUGGUCGAGCCAUCCCCUGUCUCAGUCGUCACUUCUCCAGAUCUGUUCCUUCUCAGCAGACUUCCGAAGCUACGACGACAGCAGAUACUGACGCUGUUGCUUCGCAUUCCAAGCAAAUCAAGUAUACUAGCGAGUCAUACCCUGGUCUCAAGCGCGAUCCAAAGUACUCCGAAAUCUCGUCCGAGCAUGUUGAGUUCUUCAAAGGCAUACUAGGAGGAGAUACGGCUGUGCUAGACGGUGUUACAAGGGAUGCUGGCGAUGAUUUGGAAGGUUAUAAUAGUGAUUGGAUGCGGAAAUAUCGUGGCCACACAAGAUUAGUGGUCAAGCCAAAAUCAACUGAAGAAGUGAGCAAAGUGUUGAAAUAUUGCAACGAUAACAUGCUGGCAGUUGUCCCACAAGGAGGCAAUUCUGGCUUGGUUGGCGGGUCCGUUCCUGUAUUUGAUGAAAUUGUGAUUUCAACAAGCCGUAUGAACAACAUCAGAAGCUUUGAUGAGGUGAGCGGAAUUCUGGUUGUGGAUGCAGGAUGCAUAUUGGAAGUCGUGGACAAUUUUCUGGCGGGAAAGAACCACAUCUUUCCCUUGGAUCUUGGAGCCAAGGGAUCGUGUCAUAUCGGUGGCAAUGUAGCUACAAAUGCAGGUGGCUUACGUCUACUCCGCUAUGGCUCACUACAUGGGAAUGUACUGGGGAUUGAGGCUGUUCUGCCCGACGGAACAAUUGUAGACGACCUAUCCAAGCUACGCAAGAACAACACCGGCUACGAUCUGAAACAGCUAUUCAUAGGUGGAGAGGGUACCAUUGGGUUGAUAACAGCUGUUUCUGUCGUUUGUCCUCAACGUCCGAAGGCCAUUAACGUGGCAUAUUUCGGCCUCGAAUCUUUUGAAAAAGUGCAGCAGGCCUACAUCGAAGCCAAAAGCCAGCUCUCUGAAAUCCUGUCAGCCUUCGAGCUGAUGGACGGCCAGACCCAGGACUACGUCCACCAAGUUACCGGAAACAAGAGGCCCCUUGAGGGCAGACAUCCCUUCUAUUGUCUAGUUGAGACCAGUGGGUCAAAUACAGAGCACGACAACGAGAAAUUAGAACAUUUCCUCGAAUCGGUGAUGGGCUCAGAAAUCGUCUCAGACGGCGUCAUUGCUCAGGAUGAAACACAGGUACGUUCCCUUUGGGGCUGGCGCGAAGGUAUCACUGAAGCUAUUGGGCAUUUUGGUGGUACCUACAAAUACGAUUUAUCGAUACCGCUGCCAGAGCUCUACUCUCUUGUAGAAGAAACAAGAGAGAGGCUUUCGUCUGCUGGCCUUGUUGGCAAAGAUGAUUCUCAUCCCUGUGUUGGAGUAAUGGGCUAUGGUCACAUGGGUGACUCUAACCUACACCUGAAUGUUGCAGUACGGCGCUAUGCCAGAGAAGUGGAGCAAGCCCUGGAACCCUGGGUCUAUGAAUGGAUCAAGAAGAGAAACGGCAGCAUCAGCGCAGAGCAUGGUUUGGGUGUUGCAAAGAAGGCGUAUAUCGGAUACAGCCGGAGCGAGACUAUGAUCAGGUUAAUGAAACAGAUCAAGGAUCUGUAUGAUCCAAAAGGCAUUAUGAAUCCCUACAAGUACAUAUGA
Endocarpon pusillum Z07020 is the source of this 1677-nucleotide messenger RNA. Its product is annotated as D-lactate dehydrogenase. NCBI's taxonomy places the organism in Eukaryota, Fungi, Ascomycota, Eurotiomycetes, Verrucariales, Verrucariaceae. Gene Ontology annotation, cellular component: mitochondrion. The record is from RefSeq and is a predicted model, not a curated record. Bases 1 to 1677 code for a protein of 558 amino acids. The transcript has a single exon. Gene Ontology annotation, molecular function: FAD binding; catalytic activity.